Dermacentor silvarum is the source of this 768-nucleotide messenger RNA. Its product is annotated as zinc finger protein OZF. Gene Ontology annotation, biological process: regulation of transcription by RNA polymerase II. Gene Ontology annotation, molecular function: DNA-binding transcription factor activity, RNA polymerase II-specific; RNA polymerase II cis-regulatory region sequence-specific DNA binding. The coding region runs from base 1 to 768 and encodes 255 amino acids. NCBI's taxonomy places the organism in Eukaryota, Metazoa, Arthropoda, Arachnida, Ixodida, Ixodidae. The record is from RefSeq and is a predicted model, not a curated record. The transcript has 3 exons.
AUGCCCAAUGGGUAUGAAGACAUUGGAUCUACAAGCAUUGUCAUUAAGAGCGAGCCUCAAGAUGUCGCUGGGGAGCAGCGUUGUGAAGAUGAUGUCGUUGCCUCACACCUAACGGGCAGCAGUCAAGACACUGAAUGCUCACAGGAAGCCGACCUCCCCCAUCGUUGCGAGCUUUGCCACCAGCUCUUCAACACGCCGCAACGCCUGCUCCAGCACUCCGUCGUGCACUCGCGGCAGUUGCCGUUCUGGUGCGCCCACUGUGGUGCCGCAUUUGCAAGCCCCGAAGACAAGGCAGAACACGAGAGCUCCCAUGUCGACAAACGGCAGUACCGCUGCGUGCUGUGCUACAAGUUGUGCAGUCACGAGCCCAUGCUCCGAGAGCACAUGCGAAUCCACUACGGGCAGCCUGGAUUCCAUUGCCACUUGUGCCCUCUUGUGUUUCCUGUCCGGCACCAGCUGACAAGGCACUUAUGCAGCCAUAGCAGAAAUGCUCCUUUUGUGUGCGACCAGUGCGGUGCGAGCUUCGUUCACAAGGGCUCGAUGAUAAGGCACAUCAAGAUGCACCUAGGUGAUCGAUGCUUCAAGUGCCCGCAUUGUCCCAAGGCCUUUUCCCAGGAGUGCCACCUGUCUGAGCACCAGAGAAUCCACACCGAAAAGCGACCGUUCACCUGCGACGUCUGCAAAAGGAGCUUUGUGCAGCAAACCCACAUGGUCAGGCACCGAUGGACACAUUUGAAACAAGCCGACGUUCCCGUGUUGGACUCGUAG